Molecule: messenger RNA, 8807 nt
Organism: Durusdinium trenchii
Lineage: Eukaryota; Dinophyceae; Suessiales; Symbiodiniaceae
Source: the annotation of a GenBank genome assembly
AUGAGGCCUUUAGCUCCAGACGGCUGCAACGACCUGGCUACCCAGGAGGAGACGACCCUCUUGGACGAGGACGUGGAGGUCUCAGAUGUCAGGCCACCCGGACCUGGGCAACUGGUUCGAGUUCCUCUAUGUGCACAUCAUCGCCAGGUCUACCAAAGCGCCUCAGCUAAAAGGAAGUGUGGCGUGCUCACUUGUCACAAGGCUUCCAAAGGUGCACGGCAUGGUGUCCCACUUUGCUAUGAUCAUCUAUGUGAACAAGGAGGAACAGGUGCGAGAAAGGAUAGCCCACACCCCAAUGGGAUGUUGCAGGGAUUUCGUCGUCGCUUCACACGCAGAGCACAGAGCCGGAGCCGCAGUCCAGCGUUCGAAUGUCAGCAAGCUAGCGUGCCCCCAGCUGCAGCAGAAGAAGGACCAUCGCAACAUGCUAAGAAGGAGAGUGGCAUGGCACCAGCCCGGUCAAGCUCAGUGGACUUGGGGAAGGUGAUGAUUCCAUCACCACCACGAGGUGGCUUGGAGCAGGAGGACGUCAUGGGCAAGCCUGUUUGGUUGAAGCUGAAGCUGAACUAUGUCAACGACCAGUCAGACUGGAUCAUGUGCAUGGGAGAGCUAUGCGGAUAUACACCAGGUGGAGUUCGUGGAGAUCGAAAGCUAGAGGUCUUCGUGAAGUACCUGGACAACACCUUGGUCAUCGACCCAAAGUACCUCGAGGACAUGAUGGAUGCGAAGGGCAUUGAAGACUUGGAUGCAACGAGGGCGCAGCUCUUGGUGAAGGAGGUGCCACCCGAUGCAGAAUGCCUUGGACUGGACAUCAAGGGGUACCUGAUUCCAGAGAUCCUCAUGCAACGCCUCGCAGCUUGGGAGGGCCGCACUGUUGCAGGUGGGAGGCGCCUGAACGAUUCGCAGUUGAAGGAGGUGAAGAAGAACUUGGCAAGCCUGGUGAGGAAGCACAGUGCCGGCUAUGUUAAAGGGGAGCUUUGGCCUAGCUGGCCAGCGGAAGCCGAACUGGGAAUCGACAAGCAAGUUCGUGGGCGCGAUGAUGACCACCAAAGGGAGAAUCUGGCACCAAGAACCAGAUCGCGGAGCAGAAGCCAUAGCCUUGCCCGAGCGAUGAAAGAGGAGGACGAUCUCAGGAGCAAGCUGGACCGAGACACAGCGCUUGAUGGUGACACUGAGGAGAUGACAGGCGAGGGCAUCGUUGAGGCCUACCUGACCGCCGUCAACUCCGGGCAGACGCAAAAGGAGGCGAUCGACGCGAUCCAGAUGAUCUUUGAGGUGGACAUGCAGACCAUCGGCAGCACGAUGCGGACCUACAUCAGGAAGAACUGUGGCAAGCAGAACGAGCAGGUGGAGGUGGCCAUCAAGAUCCUUAAGGGGAUGAGCGAACAGCAGAGCGCAAGAAGCGCCAGAGAAGAUGGAGCUUACCAUGAAGCUCGUGCAGAACAACCGAAACCACAGGAGAAACGGAACCCUAGCACCCCGGACAAGCUCUUCCCGGCUCACUAUGGCGAGAAGAAGGAGGAAGGUAGCCUCAUCCGCCCCGCAGAGGAGACCGGCAAGUACAAUCCACUGACAGCCAAUGACAGCAUCGUGGGGCAGCUAUUCGGCAUGGGUGGCAGGGUUGAGGAAGUGUCAACACGAGCCGGAGCUGGAGGCGACGAAGAGGAGACCCACAUGAGCGCUCGAGUGGUACAUGCACUCGAAGGAAUCCGGAAAGCCACGGAGGGCGACAAGAAGGGCAACCCCGGCACUCGGAGUGCCAUCGGGUCAGAAGAGAGCCUUGACGUCUAUUUGGCCCGAGGUUGCAACACCUUGACUGUGGAGGUAUGCCCCGACGUCACCGGCAAGGAGCUCUUCGACGCCUUGAAAAGAGCGAGGAAUGAGAUCAAGAUGAUCGGCUCAGUCAUCGGCCUGGAGCACAAGAAGGAGCGCAUCAAGGCCCUUGAGCAGAUCGAGAAGGCCCACGAGCAGGAUUCGGACGUCUGGCCUGAGAGCUAUUGCUACAGCUUGUGGGAGGAGCUUAAGGCAGCGUGGGUGGAGGAGCUUCGCGAGAGUCGAAGACAACUCUGCAGGAUCCUGAACACCGACAAUCCCCGCAAGGAGGACCUGAAGUUCGUCGCCUUGGCACCAGACAGCGGCUUCCAUUUCCCAAGGACCUUUGACCUAGCACAUCCUGAAGGCUAUUACCAGCAGGUAUGCGUGCCUAGACAGGAGAUCAUGCCCCGGGUGAAGGAGAACCUCAUGGCGGAGAAGCUGGCGGAGAGGAAGAUCGCGUUGGUCGAGGCCAAAGCAGAGCAGGACGAGAAGGUGAAGGAUGGCGCUGGACAGAAGCAAGGGUGGCUGCCCCCGGAGGAGUAUGAGGACAUCCAGUACACCCAACUUGAAGAUGAGCUCAGGGAGCUGACUCGUGGUCGGAUGCUCAACGCCAUCAUCGAGAAGCAGGAGAUGACAAUUGACGAGGUGCUCCUGGAAGCGACCGAGAAGGGAUGCCCUGAGUUAGCCCAGGAGGCGGAGAAGGUCUUGGGAGAAGAGCGAUCCGUUGGCUGGGUAGACGAGGAGCGCCAAGCAUGGGUCAGCCCCACAGUCUGGCACAAAGAAAAGGGGUACGGCGAAGGCAAGUUCGAGUUCCAAUGCGGACCAGAAAGGCGCUGCUGGCGCUAUCUGGACUACAAAGACCGGCUACCAGUACCUGAUGAGCUAGCAAGUGCACUUGGUUUGCAGCCUGGAGAUGAAGAGGAACGACAAUGUCUGGUGCUACAUCCCGCAGCUGGCAUCCUGCUUUGGGGAGGAGAUUGGGACCCGGAGCGCGUGCCAUCGCUGGAGGAGGUGAGGCUGAAGGCACAAUCUUUCCGGGCUGGACUAUGGGAUGAAGCGGCUAAAGCCAUCGGUGAGCUUGGAGACCCAGCACCCUGGAUAGGAGCACGCGAGGCGGAGGUCCGAGGCAGUGAGAACAACAUCAUUCCCUUCCUGAUCCAUGGGGGCCACAUUAGACUGCUCGUGCCCAUCGAGAAGGAGGAGCCGGUGAAGGUGGCGGCGGAGCUGACUCUGAGUGGACAAUCCGACCGUGAAUGGCCUUGUGAGGGCUGGCGGGAGUUUCUCGCAAAUGAAGAUCCGGCAGCGCCUCUUGUACCUGGCAAGAGACCCAAAUGCCCUCGUUGUCAAGACAACAACCCAAAACAGGGAAAGGCAGCGCCUCAAGUCCCGUGGAGCUUCAAUGAACACCCAGUCGACACGCAGGAGCUGAUUCUGAUGGGGGCACACUCCCCAUUGAAGCACAGGCCCGCUUUCGCAUAUGGCAUCAGGGUGCAGGAGGUCUUUGCAGGCUCUGGAUCUUGGACCAAAGCUAUGAAGGAAGCAGGACUGGCCGCCAACGAGCCCAUCGAGCUCUUCAGUGACCCCCUACAGAAGAAAGGACGUCGCGAGCAGUUCGAUCUCAAGGACGAGAAAGUGGCAAACUUCUACCUGCAGGCGACGAUGGAGCUCCCAGGACCAUCAGCAGCAAACGUUUGGGAAUUUGGAACCCCUUGCACCAGUUAUUGCGACUUCAACAUCCUCAACGGGGGAACUCGAAGCUUCAGUUCACCCGAAGGAGGUCCGCACCCCACGGCAAGCGAGCAAGAGGGCAACUACUUCUGUGACCUCACCUGCCGGAUGCGCGAGUCACUUUACCACCACGACAAGGAGUUCAUCCUGGAGUCUUCGAUGCCAUCCGGAAGAUACCCAAAAAUUUGGGAUCAGCCUGCCAUUCAGCGCUUGCAGCAAUCUACAGGAGCACUCAUCGUGCCGACCCACUUGUGCGAAUGGGGCUCAGCGCCGACUGACCGGCCGGAGAUGAGGUAUAAGAAGGGUCAGUGGAACCUUGUGUCCCCUGGCUUGUACCUGCAUGCACUGCUCCUUUCCCGUCGUUGCCAAGGGCAACACAGACACAUGGACGUGAAAGGUGAGUCUGACCUACCUGGAGUUCCCCGCACUCGAAGAGCACAGGUGUAUCCAGCGAGACUAUGCAAAGGUUGGGCAUUGGUGGUGCAAGCGGCUUAUGCAGGAUGGGACACCAUUCAGGUGGCACAGGCACUGGAGGUGAUUCAGGAGAGUGAUGGCCGAGAAGGGGAGAUCCCACACAAAGCAGCAGGGGCAAAUAGACACCAACAUGCUGGACAGUCUGACCCCUCACAUCAAGCGGCUCCCUCACAUUCCACGGCAGCCUUCUCAUUUUCCGAACGAUGUGGAAGUGCAGAGAUCGAUGAGUUUCAGGAAGGGUUUGGUCUUCUUCGUGGACACCAUUGUGGCAGCAUCGGCGAGGGUGAGUUCAGCCAUGGCAUCCCUAUCCCGGAGGACCCACUGGAGCCUGAAGGUGAAGAAGAGGAAGAGGAGGGGGCCACCAGUGAUGAAGAUAGGCGUAUGAACCCUCGUGAUGAAGCCAGAGUCAUGGCACGGCUCGUUCCUAGAGAAGUCAGCCCAGGAGAUGUGGCGGAACCAGUACGCCCAUACGAAGGGAACAUCAACAUCUUCGGGCCACCACGACCACUCGAAGGGCUCGACGGACGCUCUGAGGAUUGGUGGGACCUUCAAGAGGACAACCUAUUCCUGGUACGCCACCACGUGAUGCCUCGCACCCACUUGUUUGGAUCGCACUAUGGCGACUGGACCGACUGCCCGGUUUCGGACCACCUCAUUAGGAGUGAUCGCAGGACAUGGAUGUACCCGCAGCGGAGGGAACUGUCGGAGAUCGCCCCGCACGAGAGAGUCUUCCUGGACAACUGGAGGGUGGACCUGGCGAGGCUUCGUGACAUCCCCGACUCGAUCGAUGCGGAGUACGCCGACUGGACUGGAGCAACCACCUUCUACCUGUACGAUCCUUUGAUCAGGCCAGAGCUUGGACCACACUUUGAGCGUGGACAAGAAGAAAGAGGCGAGACCGAUAGCCCGGCACCCGAACCUGAAAGUGAGCUGCGGCCUACAUAUCCGGAGGGAAGAGACUACCAACCAGUCUUUCACCCGCCCAGGGAAUUCCCAGUGCCAACGCGGGAGCAGGUUGCGGACGCGAGACGGUACUACCCUGGAGGAGGUGUUUGGGAUCCCUGGAAUGGAGGACGCAUUGAGGGUGAUGACGCAGAGCAGGCGGAGGAGCAGCCGGGCAGCUCAUCGGACCGGAGACGACGGUCAAGGUCGAGGUCAAGGGGACGCGGGCCAGAUGCUGAUGACGGAGCAGAAGAAAGACGGGCGGGUUACCUAUCAGCAUCCUGCAUUCUUGAGGCCGAAGAGACGGAGGGCAAUCGCUGGAUGAUGCGGGAGACCAUCGAGGACGAGUACCACGUGGGAGCGCCUGUCUACUCCGAGAAGGACCAGAGUGUCAAGGAGGAGGUUCUGGACAAGGCCCUUUGCUAUGUGCACCACUGCAGGGAGCACCCCAAGUACGAGCCCAAUGUGAUCAAGCAGGCCGUCGAAUUGGGCGAUGACCUGUUGAGGACCGCUGGGACACUCGAAGAAGCCAUGCGAGGUCUGAGGGCAGCAAGAAGGCAGGUGAUUGGGGUCCCAACGAUUGGUGCCACUUCCGAAGAGGUCCUGAGAUGCUUGGAAUCUGACCAUGCACAGUACCUUAAAGCGGCCAACAGGGAUGGAGACACCGCGGACUUCGGCAGUGCUCUGCCCGGUGAAUUGGUGGGAGUCGAGGGCAGGGUGAAGCUGGUUUACGGUGGCCUCCCUUUCGGUUGGUGUGGCGCCCCGGGAGAAUACAUGGCGUUCGCCCUCGCUGGUCGAGCCUACCAUGAGAGCUUUAAGCCGGAGAUGGAAGGCGUCAAUGGACCCACCCCGUUCUCUUCUGAGUGGCUAAUGGAUGACAGCGUGAUCGUGGAGCCUCUGAUGGGGGUGAGGCCGUGGCAAGCAGUUGACGCGUUGGGCCACUCCAUCGAGAAGAUCUGGGGCAAGGCGGCGUUGAACCUCGACAAGCAGAUUGAGGAGGGGACGCUGCCUGAACCGAAAGCCUUGAAGAUGCGUUACCUGUUGGCCUUGCCGGAACUGCAGUAUGGGGUGCGCCAGGUGCGGCUGAAGGUCGCUCAAGAGCUGCGCGGACUCAGUCAGUAUGCGGCAAUCACCAUACCCCCUUUGCGGACGGAGCUCGGCACCUUGGAUCUUUUCCUAUGUCCAAGCAAGUGCGUGGGGGGCUACAUCCAGCCGAAUGUCAAGGAUGAAAACGCCUCAGAGUCAGCGUGGCGCUGUUGGGAUGAGACGUUGGCGCUCCUACGGCUUUGGUUUGAGACCCCCUAUGAGGGCAGCUUCGAAUCGUCGAUGGAAAGCAUGCUGUCCACUCGUGAACUACUCGCUCUUCCAGGUAUGAGCAGCAGGCUUCGAUGGGUGGGUGGGGAUGCGACUCCAGACGUAGCAGGCGCACUUGACUGGAAGGGCAAGCGCUACAUGAGGGAGGAUGCCAAGGUGAUGCUCCAUGCAUUAGGUAGGGUGCCCGAGCUUGAGGAGGAGCCCAGCAUGAAAAUAGCACUUGCAGAGCUUCUUUGCUUCGUGGGGCUGGCCGCAGCAGAGAGCAGCUCUUGGCAUGGGGAGAUAAUCGCCUACGCCACGGACAACCAGAACGUCAGGUCGUGGUUGACCAAGCGGCAGUCUAGAUGCACGGUGGCACGGCACAUCCUCCGGGUCUUGGGAAUGCUCGAGGCGCAGGAGAAAUGGGAGUCCUACAUCGAGGAGUCCGUGAACGGCAACCGAGAUCAAUGUGAAGCAGCGAUUGAGGGCUCCAGCCUGAAGGGGACAGAAUGCCUACAGUCGGAGGAGGACCUCACUUGGGUUUUCGCCUCGAUUGCCGAAGAUAGCUGGGGGGGAACGCGUUCCUAUGUCAGACAGUUUGUCAAGGAGCAUCGUCCCUCGAAUGCGCUGAUCGACCUGGCGAGGGAAGGCCCAGUUCGUGAAAUGCAGGCGGACUUUAAGAAGCUCGGCUAUGUGGUGAAUGUCAACGAGUACCUGACCACCCACUUUGGGGAUCCCGUGGCCAAGCGCAAGUUCGUCCUGGUUGCUCAUCGAGGCUCACUGGCCAAUGAUGCGACCUUCCCGGAUGAAGCUCCUCGGAGCGCCGCAGAACCUGCGAGCAUCAAGCGCGCCCUGGACUCGGCAGCUGGAGCGGUGAGGCAGGAAUGGUUGGCCAGCGACGUUGAGGUGACGCUGAACAACAAGAUUUCUACUUCUGGGGACCGCACGCUGCCAUGGCCUGCUGGCCAUUACAAGGAAGGGGACAAGAAAGAGCUCCCCUACGACAUCCGGGGCCCCGCAUUAACUUGCAGGAAAGGGAGGUCUAUGGUUGUCCUUGACCAUCGUGGUGAGGCGGUCCAGGCGCGAGCAAUCAGUGCAGAAGAGGAAUGGCUCCUGAAUGGUGGGCGCCUUGAGGAGCUGCAUCUGCUUCGCGAAGCCGGAGCAAAGGUGAACUUCUUCAAGAAGGACGCAGCCAUGAAGUUUCCGCAGCAAAGCGCCCAUCACCUACUGUCCUGGUACGAACGCUGGCGCCAGGGAAUCAGUGAGGGACCUGAGGCUGGAGGGAGAGUUGGAGUUUGUCGCGACCCUGAUCGAGUCCAUGCUGACGAACAAGUGCGUGCUUGGAUGCGAGCUUGGCAGGGAGACAACCACAACCCCAGGGCCAACUACGAGAGAUGGCUUGCUGCCAAGAAGGCCGACUUAGAGGGUGACCAGAAGGUCGGAGGGAGGAGACAAACCACCAAGAGGGCGAAGUCAGGGCCUCCGGACCGAUUGGUCCUCCCAAGCGCGAUUGGUCGUGGUCGAGAACGCCUACAGCUUGAUGCUAAUCGUGAGCUAAGGCGAGAUCAAGCAUGGCUCGACGCCUUGGCUGCGGAGGCGGUGAUGUCCAAGCUCUCGGAGGGCACGCGGGCUGGCUACGAGGUUGGCUGGAAGCAAUGGUGCUUGUGGCGCCGGAUGGGUAGAAAGGAUGUGUACCUCACCGGCGAGAGCAAAGAGGACCGCAAGAUCGAUGAAGAUGAACUCCUUCGAUUCAUGACCUACUUGGCGCACGUCAUGGGCAGGACUGAGGGGACCAUCAAGCAGAGGCUGUUCGCCAUUAAGAUGGGCCAUCUGGUGGCAGGGCAUGAAGAUCCCACAUUGCACAAGGUGCGGAUCUGGGCAGCUCUCAACGGCUACAAGCGGUGGCAGCCUGAGACAAAGCGGAAGUACCCAGUACUGCCGGCUAUGCUGCUGUGGAUCAAAAAGCAUUUGAGUACCAGCGAGACCCUGAGCAGAGUUGACCAGGCGAUCCUUUGGGCUGCGAUUAUGGUGGGAUUCUUCUUCUUGCUGCGAGCCUCGGAGUUCUUGGUCACUAUGGGGCGAUCAUGCGGGACCUCGAGGACCUUGAAGGGCAAUGACAUCGAGGCACGAAGGGACAACCUGCAGGUCAUGAACUUCCACCAGGCGGAGGAGAUCGUGAUCUACCUCAAGGGCUCCCAGACGGACCAGUACAAUCAGGGCACUGUCCGCAACCAGUUCAGAAGCGGCGACGAGCUCUGUGUGGUGACCGCGUUGGCCAACUACCAGGCUAUGAAACCUGAACGUUUUGCAGGUGCUGAAGCAGAUCAGCCCUUGUUCAGAUUGGAGAAUGGAAAACCCUUGCAGAGGACCGACAUCCAGGGCCUGAUACAGUUGGCAGCGGUUGCAGAUGGUCAAUCUACGACGAGGUAUGGUUCGCACAGCUUGCGCAUUGGUGGCGCCACAGCCAUGUACCAGACCACCAAGGACCUGGACAUCGUGAAACGUUUUGGCAGAUGGAACUCCGACGCCUUCCACGGCUAUCUGUGGGAGUCGCACGA